ACGUUAAUUUCAACAGAUAGUAACAUUUUGGUUUUGGAACGAUUUUUAACUGAACAGUAAUAAGAAAUAAUUGUUACGCACCGAAUUCUUAUUUUGGAUAGUAAAAUUUAACAAUUGUUCACAACGGCUUAUUUCAUGCAUACAGAAGAAAUGAAAGACAAACAUUGAAUUUCGUAUGAUCAACAGAGAGUAAAAAUCGAGGAAGGGGUGAUAACAAGUAGGAGCAAAGUACCAAGCAACAGCCUCUGAUUUAGUCUUGUUUAAUUCGUCACGCUGCGCAGAUCAUUUCUUACUACGGCGGAACACCGAACAAAACAGAAUCCUUAUCAGUACAACACAGUUUUAUCUCUUGUGCUGCUGUCCACCUAAGGCUUCAACACUCAACGGAGAAUGUAAUCUAAUCAGCGCGCGAACGUAACGUGAGUUGAAAGCCUUAUCAAAUAUUGGAACACCGAUCUAGAAAUUCCCAAUAGCCAAUAAUCUGCGGAAGAUAUAACACCGAGGCUUUCAUAAAUAAGGAACUAUUUGGCAAUAUUGCAUGAACUUAGACCUCCAAUGUAUAAGGCUAUUCACUUAACGCGGUCAAUUGCAGGUUGUAAUGCCAUUCGGAAAAGUUGUAUGUUUCGCCAGUUCGGUUCUAAUUCCAAAUCAAAACUACGUCGUGUGCUGGUAGUGUCCAAACUAACUCGAUUAGAGUUUGAAAAAACUCGUGACGGUCUGUUGAGCGAUGAAAAACUGGAACAGAAAAUACGCAUUCGCGGCUCGGAUUAUGAUGCGAUGAAAUACUAUCAUCACUUGCACAAGGAUGUAGAAAACGAUGUGGUUGAAUCGUUUCGCAAGGAAGGUAUUGAAGUGAAAGUGGUUAAUCGGUUAAUUAUCAACAAAGAACAUCUUCGAUGGGCCGAUCUGGUUGUACCGAUCGGUGGCGAUGGCACUUUCCUGUUGGCAGCCGGCAGAGCAAGUCCAUUCAUGCUGGAUGAAGGCAGGCAAACUCCGGUGGUAGGAUUCAACUCCGAUCCAAGACGAUCAGAGGGACGGUUGAUGCUACCGAAGUAUUAUUCGGCAAAUAUCAGCGAAGCAGUUAAACGAAUUUUAACGGGCAAUUUCAAUUGGAUGCAACGUUCUAGAAUAAGAACCACGUUAGUUGGGAACACGACCACAGAACGACCACCGCCAAUCGAUUUGCAUGAGUACAACGUAUCACCGGUCGAACACGAGGAAGUCAUUGGACCAAAGGGUACGGAGUAUAAAAGCAGCAAUCGAAUUCUGCCAUACUUAGCAUUAAACGAGGUAUUUAUAGGGGAAAUGGUCUCAGCACGAGUAUCUCACCUACAUCUGAGGAUCGAUAAAUCUAACGUGAUUACUAAAACUAAAAGUUCAGGGCUGUGCGUUAGUACUGGCACUGGUUCCACUUCGUGGCUUACGAGCAUGAAUCGGUUAUCUACCAGCAACAUACGGGAUCUGAUAUAUAUUAUAAAGCAGCAUUCAAAUGUAGCUGAAUUGGACGACAUCGAUCCGGAAGUGAUAUCCGAGGAAUACAAUCGUAACCUGGUCUUCGCGGCCGAUGAUCCGCGAUUGUGUUAUUCAAUACGAGAGCAAGUUUGCGUCGGAGUUUGGCCCAAUCCGAAAGGAUUGGAAUCACGGGAUUUUGCUAAGGAAAUUACAGUCAAGUCCAGAUGUAUUGAUGCGAGCCUCGUGAUAGAUGGCAGCAUUGCAUACAAUUUCAACGAUGGAGCAGAAGCUCUGCUUGAGGUUCAUCCGGAGGAUGCGUUACUAACCAUAGUAAUGGACUGAAAACUUGCACACUACAGAUGUUUUACCUCGAUAUAUUUUCUUAGAUUGUAAGGAUGAAAAUGAGAAAAAUGAUAGAUAGAAAUCGUGCAAUGUUUGGACAAAGUGCAAAAAAUAAUCUGCACAUUAAGCUGGUAUAACUAAAAUCUUUCAAGAUAUGUUUUGAAUGAACGCGCAUUUAUUUAUAAUAAAUAGGAAAACUUAUGAAAAUUCUAAAAAACUGUUCUUUGGAUCUAAGUGUGAAGUAAAAG
Molecule: messenger RNA, 2042 nt
Organism: Malaya genurostris
Lineage: Eukaryota; Metazoa; Arthropoda; Insecta; Diptera; Culicidae
Gene: Nadk2
Product: NAD kinase 2, mitochondrial
Exons: 5
Coding region: 556-1794 (412 amino acids)
Biological process (GO): NAD+ metabolic process
Cellular component (GO): mitochondrion
Molecular function (GO): NAD+ kinase activity
Source: RefSeq, a predicted model, not a curated record